Messenger RNA from Gadus morhua (Atlantic cod), 4787 nucleotides. It is a transcript of the gene atrnl1a, whose product is annotated as attractin-like 1a. The coding region runs from base 535 to 4764 and encodes 1409 amino acids. Lineage: Eukaryota; Metazoa; Chordata; Actinopteri; Gadiformes; Gadidae. The transcript is spliced from 30 exons. Gene Ontology annotation, cellular component: Golgi apparatus. Gene Ontology annotation, molecular function: protein binding. The record is from RefSeq and is a predicted model, not a curated record.
AACCAGCUGUGAGCAGCAUCUCGCCGAGGACGCACUGUGUUCUGCUGCCGUGCGUCGCAUUCUGCACAGACAACGUAGCCGAAAACAAACAGCGCCUUUCAGCCCAGGAGGAUAUACAAAGAUAACCAUUUUUUUUAACCAUUUUUUCCAUGUUGCGUCGCAUGUCAAAGAAUAUCCCUGCUACAUAUAUGUGGGGAUCUUCAUCGCGUUUGUAACACUGUCAUCCUGACUGACUGGAAGUUCUUCACAAGUCUGGAAGGGCGACACACUGGCACAGGGUGUGCAGACUUCUUUGUGCAGUCAGCCAAGCGAAUUGUCGUUAACAGAACAGUUACUAAAGUAAUUUGUGAGUUGACCUAUUUUCUGUUUUCCCAGAGCUAUUAAACCACGCACGGUGAAUGAGGCAUGCUUUGACCGUGUGUAAAUCCUUUAAAAAGGGGUUUGCACUGGUGAGGAGUGACACUAUUCAUGAUGAUUACACACAGCAAAGGAGUGUAAGUACACGGUUCUGCACAGUCUAAAGUCUGGUUAAUAAUGGAUGGAGGUGGACGCACGCGUCGAUGCACUUGGCUAAAGUAUCCUACGAGGGCUUCCCGGGACCUGAUGCACACAUACUUGGGAUUAAUUGUUGUGGUUCACCUGGUGCUCAUCGCCGAGGCCUCGGGGUCUCCAAAGCCCUGCGAGAAGGACUGCUUCUCGGGGAAGUGCAUCAACGGAUCGUGCGUGUGUGACCACGGAUGGGUCGGGGACCAGUGUCAGCAUUGUCAGGGGAGAUUCAAGCUGACGGAGCCGUCGGGAUCCCUCACAGAUGGACCAAUCAACUACAAGUACAAGACUAAGUGCACCUGGUUGAUAGAGGGCUAUCCUAACGCGGUUCUGCGGCUGCGCUUCAACCACUUUGCCACAGAGUGCAGCUGGGAUCACAUGUAUAUCUACGACGGAGACUCGGUCUUCUCCCCCAUGGUGGCCGUCUUCAGUGGCCUGGUAGUUCCGGACAGCGUGGGGAACGAGACGGUACCGGAGGUGGUGACCACGUCCGGCUACGCUCUGCUCCACUUCUUCAGCGAUGCCGCCUACAACCUGACCGGCUUCAACAUCGCCUACUCUAUAAACUCGUGUCCCAACAACUGCUCUGGCCACGGCCGCUGCAGCACGGCCAACUCCAUGUCGGGGCGGAUGUACUGUGAGUGUGAGGACUACUGGAAGGGCGAGGCGUGCCACGUGCCCUACUGCCGCCAGGACUGUGGCAGCCCGGGCCGCGGCUACUGCGACCUCACCGGGGAGAAGCUGUGUGUGUGCAAUGACAGCUGGCAGGGUCCAGACUGCUCUCUCCCCAUCCCGUCCACCGAGGCCUUCUGGGUGGUGCCCAGCGUGAAGCCCUCCCCCCAGUCCCUGGGCCGCGCCUCUCACCAGGCCCUGGUCCACUCCGGCCUCAUGUGGGUGGUGGGGGGCUACUCCUUCAACUACUCCUACUACCACAUGGUCAUCAAUUACAACCUGGAGACCAGCACGUGGGAAGCGGUGGCCGGCGGCAGUGGUCCACUGCCCCGAUACGGACACUCACUGGCGCUGCACCAGGGCGACAUUCACAUGUUUGGCGGGAAACUGGAGGGAGGGCCAUCCAACGUGACGGACGAGCUGUGGGUGUUCAACAUUCUCCAACGCACCUGGUCGCUACGCCAACCGGCCCCGCCCCCGCCGCACGCCCAGGAGGGCCACUCGGCCCACCUGGUGGAGCUGGCCAGCGGCGAGCCGGUCAUGCUGGUGUUCUUCGGGUACUCACCUAUCUACAGCUACAUCAGCAAGGUCCAGGAGUACAACCUGCGGUCCAACUCGUGGCAGGUGGUCUCUACCGGAGGGGCGGUGGUCCAGGGGGGCUACGGCCACAGCAGUGUGUACGACCGGGCCAGUGGCUACGUGUUCCUCCACGGGGGCUACAAGAGCCUGAGCAGCAGCAAGUACGGCCUGGUAGACCACCUGUACCGCUACCACGUCCACUCACGUACCUGGCUGAUCCUCAGGGAGAGUGGUCAGGCGAGGUACCUCCACUCUGCGGUGCUCGUCAGCGGCACAAUGCUGGUGUUCGGCGGGAACACUCACAACGACACGUCACUAAGCAACGGAGCCAAAUGCUUCUCUGCCGACUUCCUGGCCUAUGACAUAGCCUGCGAUAGCUGGAAAGUUCUCCCCAGGCCGGGUCUCCACAGGGAUGCCAACCGGUUUGGCCAUUCGGCUGUGGUGAAGAACGGCUCCGUGUUCAUCUUCGGGGGGUUCUCCGGGCUGCUUCUGAACGACUUGCUGGCCUACACCCCCCCCUCCUGCCUGGCAUGGGCUGACGCCGACGCCUGUGCCACCGCCGGGCCGGGAGUCCGCUGCCACUGGGUCAAAGGUCAAUGUGUCCCCUGGGAGCCCCACCUGGCCGCCGACGUGGUGCCCGCCCCCUUCUGCCCCCUGCGCCCGGAGAGCACAGACGAGCAGUGUUUCCGCUUCUCCGACUGCGCCAGCUGCACUGCCAACACGUGGUUAUGUCAGUGGUGUGAAGACAGGAAGUGCAUGUCUGCCUCCAGCAACUGCACCGUGCUAACUCUGGAGUUGGCGCGGCAGCAUGUGGGUGCCCUGGCUCUGGCCCCGCCCCCCUCCAUGCUGUCGGAGCAUCAGCUGAGCCUCUGGAAGCAUGGCGCCCGCAGGCGGGGACAUUCCAUUGUAGACACGUCCAGGUGCUCUCAGAAGGAGGAGCAGGAGUGCUCCCGCUCUGCAAACUGCAGGAGCUGCCUGCUCAACCUCAACUGUCAGUGGGACCAGCAACAGCAGGAGUGCCACGUCCUGCCAGGUCAGCUCUGCGGGGAGGACUGGCAGCACAUCGGGGAGGUCUGUCUGAGGAUCAACUCGAGCAGGGACAGCUACGACAAUGCCCAGCACUACUGUAAGAACCUGGGUGGAAACAUUGCCUCUCUGAUCACAGAGAAACAGGUGGACUUUGUCCUGGAGGAACUGCACAAAUAUCAUCUACAGGGCAAGACGCUGUCCCCCUGGGUGGGCCUGAGGAAGAUCAACGUGUCGUACUGGGGCUGGGAGGACUCAACCGCCUUCACCAACACCAGCCUGCGCUGGCUCCCCAGGGAGCCCAGCGACUCGGGCUUCUGCGCCUCCCUGGAGCGGGCGCACGCCGCCGGCCUCAAGGCCAACCCCUGCACCGCGCCCACCGACGGCCUCAUCUGCGAGAAGCCCGCCCUGAUUGCCCAGAGCCUGAGGUCGCGGUCCUGCCGGACGCCGUGCGCCCGCCGCUCCAGCUGUGCUAACUGCACCAGCCAGGGCAUGGAGUGCAUGUGGUGCAGCAGCACGCAGCGCUGCGUGGACUCCAGUGCCUACGUGGUGUCCUUCCCCUACGGACAGUGUUUGGAGUGGCAGACCCAGGACUGCGCUGCCCAGAACUGCUCGGGCCUGCGGACUUGCGGGGACUGCCUGGGUCAGGUUGAGUGUGGCUGGUGCCGUGACCCCAGCGACACAGGCCGGGGCGUCUGCAUGGAGGGCUCGUAUCGCGGGCCCCUGAAGCAGCUCACCCGGGCCGGGCCCCGCGACCGAGACAAGGAGCGUCCCGGGGACCGGGGCAUGGUGCUGGACCAGACCAUGUGCGCAGCGGACAGGGGGUUCAGCUGGUCAUUCAUCCAGUGUCCCGCAUGCCAGUGUAAUGGCCACAGCAGGUGUGUGAACAGCAGUGUGUGCGAGCAAUGCGGGAACCUCACUGCUGGGACCCACUGCCAGACCUGCAUGCCCGGUUACUAUGGCGACCCCACCAACGGGGGCAAGUGUAACGCAUGUAAGUGUAACAACCAUGCCAACAUGUGCGCCGUCAACACAGGGAAGUGCUUCUGCACCACAAAAGGCAUCAAGGGAGAGCAAUGCCAACUGUGUGACUCAGAAAACCGUUACCUAGGUAACCCCCUGCGUGGAACCUGUUAUUACAACCUGCUGAUCGACUACCAGUUUACCUUCAGCUUGCUUCAGGACGACGACCACCACUACACCGCCAUUAACUUCAUGGCUACCCCUGAACAGGCCAACAAGAACCUGGACAUGUCCAUCAACGCCUCCAACAACUUCAACCUGAACAUUACCUGGUCCUUGAGCUCCACAGCCGGGACCAUUUCCGGUGAGGAGAUGCCCAUCGUGGCCCGGAGCAACAUCAAGGAGCACCGCGACAGCUUCUCCUGUGAGAAGUUCAACUUCAGACACCACCACAACAUCACCUUCUACGUCUAUGUCUCCAACUUCAGCUGGCCUAUCAAGAUCCAGAUUGCCUUCUCCCAGCACAACAGCAUCAUGGAUCUGGUGCAGUUCUUUGUGACCUUCUUCAGCUGUUUCCUGUCCCUUCUGCUGGUGGCGGCCGUGGUCUGGAAGGUCAAACAGACGUGCUGGGCGUCGCGGCGACGAGAGCAGCUAAUGAGAGAGCGGCAGCAGAUGGCCAGCCGGCCCUUUGCCUCCGUCUCCAUGUUGAUCGAAGUGGGUGGGGAUCAGGAAGAGCUCCUGCAGUUCCUGCCUAAGCCCAUAGCUAUUGAACCAUGCUGGGGGAGCCGAGCCAGUGUCCUGACCGUCCUCCUCUACCUCCCAAGACUACCUUCAGGAAUACCUCCACCUGGACAAUCUGGCAUGGCCAUUGCCAGCGCCCUGGCGGACACGACCCAGCAGAGAGCCCUGGAGCUCAAGGACCGAGGCCUGAAGCACCGCAAGCACUACACAGGGCACCACCAGGGGACCUGUGUAUGAGCCCAGCGCCUCACCGGGACCCC